Molecule: messenger RNA, 633 nt
Organism: Aspergillus uvarum CBS 121591
Lineage: Eukaryota; Fungi; Ascomycota; Eurotiomycetes; Eurotiales; Aspergillaceae
Exons: 2
Coding region: 84-608 (174 amino acids)
Source: RefSeq, a predicted model, not a curated record
ACAAUGAUUUCUUCUCGCCUCAGUCCCCCCCGCAGCCUGUCGUCACCAAUGAACUCGUCUGUUGGCGCGUAUGGCAGCACAUCAUGCCCCGAGCUGCACGCGCCCUUCGCUACGGAUUCAAGUCGCUGAGCAUGAAGAACCCCUCAUCUGCAAUGAAAGCACUGAUACAUGACGGCGGAACUGCAGGCUCGACUCCUGACCACUUUGCAUCAGACCUAGGCUUCUUCGAUGAUAGCCUUCCUUUUGAGACAAGAUCGAAUCGCGCCCCUGGAGUAUGCCAGCUAUCAAGCAGAUGGUCGUUCGCGCUGCACAGCCAUCCGAACCCGACUAAGCGACGAGAAUUCAAACAGCUUUUGUCACAGGUCAAUUGGUAUAUGCGGCAGCAUCACACGCGCUAUGGGUUCAUUUUGACAGACCGCGAGUUUGUGGCGAUUCGGCGGCUGGAUGGACCUGGGAAGGGGCAUUUGGAGCUGUCAGAUCCGGUUUCCUGGGAGGCUUCGGGCACAGUGUCUGACCCCCGACUGACGAUUCUUCUCGGGCUUUGGUAUCUGGGGAUGCUUGCUGCUGAUGAGGAGAAUUUUAGAUUGAUGUGCAGUUGUGGAUUCUGAUUGGCUAGAUUCUCGCUUCGGGCAC